Messenger RNA from Sardina pilchardus (European sardine), 4654 nucleotides. It is a transcript of the gene rab27b, whose product is annotated as RAB27B, member RAS oncogene family. Lineage: Eukaryota; Metazoa; Chordata; Actinopteri; Clupeiformes; Clupeidae. Gene Ontology annotation, cellular component: secretory granule; melanosome; Golgi apparatus. The coding region runs from base 171 to 845 and encodes 224 amino acids. Gene Ontology annotation, biological process: positive regulation of exocytosis; exocytosis. The record is from RefSeq and is a predicted model, not a curated record. Gene Ontology annotation, molecular function: GTP binding; GTPase activity. The transcript is spliced from 7 exons.
GACAACUGUUCACGCUCAAGAAACCAAAGUGCCAACCAGAUUGACAAGAAACCAAAACGAAAAAACCCAGAUGAGCUAAGUGAUGGAAGGUUGAGGAGGAAAAUGCGCCUCACCGCUGGGGAGAUAUGGGCUAGACAGACACCUGCAAGGAACAUUUGAGCCUCAUUGAUAUGUUCAGCGCAGGCAGCACUAUGACUGAUGGGGACUAUGAUUAUUUGAUCAAGCUCCUGGCUCUGGGGGACUCUGGAGUAGGAAAGACCACCUUCCUCUACCGCUACACAGACAACAAAUUCAACCCCAAAUUCAUCACUACAGUGGGGAUAGACUUCAGGGAAAAAAGAGUGGUCUACACAGCGAACAGCCCUAAUGGGACCACAGGGAAGUCAUUUAAAGUGCAUCUGCAGCUGUGGGACACAGCGGGACAGGAGAGAUUCAGGAGCCUCACCACAGCCUUCUUCAGAGACGCCAUGGGCUUCCUGCUCAUGUUUGACCUCACCAGCCAGCAGAGCUUCCUCAACGUGCGCAACUGGAUGAGUCAGCUGCAGGCCAAUGCGUACUGUGAAAACCCCGACAUCGUGUUAGUGGGCAACAAGGCCGACCUGGCUGACCAGAGAGAGGUGCAGGAGAAACAGGCUAAAGAGCUCGCCGACAAGUAUGGCAUCCCCUACUUUGAGACGAGUGCAGCCACAGGAACGGAUGUGGACAAGGCUGUGGUCACCCUGCUGGACCUGGUCAUGAAGCGCAUGGAGCAGUGUGUGGACAAGCCUGCAGCCGACACGCAGAACGGGGAGGGCACCAGCAAACUGGACGCGGCGCCGGCCAAUGAGAAGAAAUGCGCCUGUUAAAGUGCUGUUAUAUGCCAGGAUUUCUCCCCCCCUCCCCCUCACCCCCCACUCUGCCACAACUGUACCUCUCCUUUAAUACCCCCUCUAGUGGACAGAUGUAGAGUUGCAGCUUGGCCUCCUCCACAGAAAGGUUGCUUGGUGAAAGCUGAUGACGACUGGGUGAAAUGGCUUUGUCCAGUCUGUCUCUCUGUCUCUCUUCAUUCGUCCAGGCUCGCCACAUUAUUUAGGGGUAUGUCUGAGCUUUGUCAUACUGCCUUAGAAACAAAACAUUAAGACUUUGCCCAGAAAUAUAUUUUCUUGUCUCCAUGUUCAGUUCUACAUUACUGGUUACCUAACAGAGGUAUUAUUACUUAAAAGGUAUGAAAAUUGGUGUUAUUUUAAAAUAUCAGUAAGCAUAAAAGCAAAAUAAUAUUUAAGUUUUUUUUUUACUUUUAGAACUAGUUUUUUUCCAUUGAGAUUUUAUUUAAAAGAUUAAUAUAAUUAUUGCAAGAUUACAACAUUUAAUAUAACAUCUUCUGAUUAACGUAUUUUGACAUUUCAAAGCAGCACCAGGUGUUAGAUGAUUAAUAAUUGCAUACGCAGAUUCCAGCUCCUUUAACGUAGAGACGAGGAUGCCUACCAUAGCACAGUAAUCCAGACUUGGGCUGCUGCGGUCAAUAUUCCCCAUACUAAUCUCUAGAGAUGUAGACAGGUGUUUGAUGAAUUUACAUUUAGAAAGAGGAGGGCAACUGUAUGCUCUGGUAACAGAAUAGCUUGUUAUGUUAACAUAACUACUACUGACUACUGUUUUACCAUCAAGGCCACAUUCCCACUGCGCUCUGUCAGUUCUGCAUGAAUGGAAACAUUUGUGCCCUCAUUCAAGCCUAGUCAUUCCUCUGGCAAUGCGUUGGUGUGUAGGCUGUGAAACCCAUAGGACUCAAGCUACCCACAGUGUAUAGAUACCUGUAACCUGUUAUGUGUGUGUGCCAAAAGCAAAACUGCCUCCAGAUCAGUGGUGUCUGCCUUAAAGAGUUCCACCAGGUUUAGCACCGGUAGAGUAGUUUGGGUGCUAAACUGCAUAUGUCACUGGAUCACUCAAAUGUACUCUCUCUUUCUCCAUACUUUCUUUCUCUCUUUCUCUCUCUCUCUCUCUCUCUCUCUCUCUCUCUCUCUCACACACACACACACACACACACACACACACACACACACACACACACACACACACACACCUGUGCUAUCAAACCCUCUCCAUUUCUUGUCUACUGAAUGUGAUCUGUGAGGAUGAUCUUGUUUACCAUAUUUGUUUCAUUUGACCAGUUCUUGUUCCUGUGGUGUAAGGCUGUAAAGAUGAAGUACAAUAUGUUGUGUUUGUACUGUACUGUGGCUGGGUGAAGCAGAACCAAUGUGUAAUCCUCAUACAUCGUCAAGCUUGGCUGAUGAAGACAAUGUUGUGUUGUCUUGUAAAAGGUCCAGAUAGCAACCACACCUCUCCUUUCUGUGGGAAACCAUUCAGGUUGCCGUCUGUGAGGUCUGGGGUGAGCCAUUUCUAAAGUCAAUAAAGACUCUCCUAAUCUCAUAACAACUACAGCUUUCCUUUAUGACUUUUGCUUGAGACUUCCACUGAAAUCUUGUUAUUUGGUUUGCCUCCAUCACUGAGGGAGCAUUUGCAUCCUUUAAUGUAUCACUCUGACAAUGUCAACAGACCCAUUCGUAUAGCAUCUCAAUGUGUCCAUUCUGAUGGUGAAGACAAAGAGAUGUGUAACACAUUUGACAUGUGAAGCCUCUCAGAGGCAGAAGGUUUGUGCCGUUUUACUGGCAAAUCCACACAGUCUCCAAUAAUUAGGCUGCUAGAGCCUGUUUUAUAUUCAUAGGCUUAUUAUGUCAUCUUACACUAAAUUGCUGAAUGCUAUUAGCAUAGAUCAGUGGAACCAAACUGGGCAGAGUGAGGAUUCAUAUCCACAAGGCAGGCUGGAUACAACAUUGUGUUAGUCCUUCUUUUUGAAAGUGAUUUUGGUCAGUCAUUAAAUUAAAAAACACUAGGGUGUGUAAAUCAAAUCUGGCACACUCCUGGGCCACACAGUGGGCCUCUUGCUAUUGUCAGGUAGAGAAAACAACUGCUCCUUUUGUGUAUGACAAAGUGAGAUUGGAGGCUGCAUUGAUAUUGCAGCGAAGAGUGUGUUUAUCUGAAAUAUGACACUGCUCAAUAGAGCCUGUCCUAGAUAGGGCAAGAUGCAAGCGUUCUUUAAAUUACAUCGUGUUAAAUAAUCCCCACCCGAUCCUGGUUGGUUCAAGUCAAGCCUGACAUACUGUAUGUUCACCUCAACACACACACACACACACACACACACACACACACACACACACACAAUACUGUCCACAUAGGGCUUAGGGAGUACUCUUUUGUGUCCCUUAUUGUCUUGUGAAAUGUAAAUUCAAUUGACAUAAUUGAAUUACCCCUUGCCUGAGGAUUAUAUAGGGCAAAAAGGUUGAGAUCACUUUAACAGUGCCAAAAACAGCUAAGCAGAAUGUGCCAUAUGUCUCUUGAGCACAACCCAGAUAAUAAGAACAUAAGGACUCUAGGACUGCAUGUGAAACCUCAGACAUCCACACACCCGACUUUUAGCUCUCUAGAGUCACCCAAUGUGUUUCUCCAAGGCCUUUUCUAUCAUAACACAAUUUAUGCUGACUUUUUUUUUUAUUUGACAAUCUGUGCAUAAGACACCAGGCUUCAGUGUCUCUCUGUAUUUUGAUAGUUUUUAUAUCAUUUGUUUAGUUUUUGCUUUGUUUUUUUCCUUGGCCAGAAAAUGUUUUUGUGCAAUUUAUUUCUUGUAAGUGAACAACUUUGGGAGCCAGCUAGUUUCACUCAGUUAGGACGUGCACUCUCCUAAAGGAGAUGGCCAUCUUUUGAUCUUCUUUUCUAUCCUUGAACAAAACAAAGCCCUAAUGUCUGGCUUGGUCUCUCACUACUCUCUAUGUCCGCUUGUUCCCAAGGCCCCCAUCAAAUGUUUACAUUGUCUGGAGGAUUCUCUUUCUGUGCCUGUAAUGCUCUUGACCAAUGACAUUGUGUCUGAUUGUUUAGGAAGGUUGUGAUCACUUGAGUCUUUUAAUGCAUACAGAACUAUAUUUAAAAUAAAAAUAUAUAAUGGAUAUAUAUCUAUAUAUAUAUAUAUAUUAAAUAUUUAACAAUAUAACAAGCUCAACUGAUUUCUUGUACUUUUGAGAGCAUUUAUUUUUUAGAAUUAGGUGUCCCUAAUGCAUUGAGGAAAAGAGAGCAAGCUCUUGUUCUGCCUUUGGCUUGUGUAUAGUAUCCACACUCCAGACUCCUCUCCAGGGCUGUGUGUUGUAAGCAUGGGCCACCUGAAGAUGACCUCUGAACUGGUCAGUGUUCUGAUGAUGUGAUUGGACUGAUAAUGGUCAUGAUGAUAUGCUAAUCCAUGUUUGUUUACUGUAGUGUAUGCUUUGCAACCCCCAAAAUUGCUAGAACACAGAUUACAUUGCACAUACAGUAUACAAAGACACACAUACAGACACAAAGACAAAGACACACACACACACACACACACACAAACAGAGACAUGGUAAUGUACUUAAUGCUCAUUUGCUUGAUCUUAUUAGCUUGACUGAAUGAUUUCUGUAUAGUGAGAUGUUGUUUGCUUGGACUUCUCUUUUGUUCCACUGUUUAUUGAACAUUUCCAGAUGCUUUGUGGCACACCCAGAAUGAUGUUGGAUGUCUGCUGUUUGCUAGUGAGUUUUGUUCAUUUUAUUUAACUGAUGCCAUCUAGUAAUGCUUUUUUAUCAUCAUCGGGUUAAUAAAGUUUUUAAACCAG